AUGGCUGCAAGAACAAUAGACAUCCGGGACAAGCUGACACGCGAGACGAAAGCUUCCUCGCGGCCUAGCCUCCUAGCAGCCGGUCCGAGCAAGACCGAGAAGGUGCUAGCCCGUGGACGUCGGGCAAUAUCUGAAGAGCCUGACGAGUCUCUGGAUAGCAACGGGCCCGAAGCUGAUGCUGAUGGCGAGUCCACUCAGGAUGAAGAGUCUAUCAUGCGCAUGUUCUGGCAAGGUCGGCGAGAUCAAGGCUUGCGAGAGUCCGUCUUCGACGAAAAGCCUUCAAAGAGUAGUGAAACACUCCCGACUGGUUGGACUGUUGUGUCCAUCAGUCUGUCAAAGGAGCGCAACUCCAUUGUCCUGACACGCAGGUCUGGCUGUGCCACAUUGUCCGAUCUGGUCUUCUCUCUGCCAAUUGACCGUCAAGCUCGUCGCGAGGGCGAGGAAGAAGAGCUGACGAUUGAUGCUGCGCUAGAGGAGAUGAAUGACAUUGUCACGUCAAGCAACGAUCUGACUGCCAGUGCCAAGAACAUCUCAGACUCUGCUGAAAUGGACGCGCGCAAGAUGUGGUGGACUGGUCGAAGGGAGCUGGACGACCGGCUCAGACUUCUCUGCGAGUCAAUUGAGCUGCGGUGGCUAGGGCCGUUCAAGAGCACCUUCAUGGAUCCCUUGCCAGUCGACCGAGACUCUUCAGCAAUGACGGUCCUUCGGUCGGCUUUCGACCGCAUCGUCAAGAGGCUUUGCUUUCCAUCUGGCACACUGAAGAAAGGUUCAAAAGUCAAGCUCGACGAGGCAAUCCUAGAGGUAGUGGCUGGCUUGUCGUCUACCAAUGUCACCGACGAGGAGCUUGAAGAUCUGCUUCACUUCAUUGCGGACGUCCAUCAGUUCAACGGCGUGCCGGUAGCGGUCGACGAGGCCGACCUCGAUGAGAUCACAGUGGAUCUGCGUUCAGCCCUGGAAGACUUCCGCUCCACUUGCACAAAAGUCCGUCGUGCUCAGCAGGAGCAGGAGGUGGAUCAUCACAUUUUCCUCAUACUCGAUAAAGACACAGCUCCCAUUCCCUGGGAGUCGAUUCCAGCUCUAAGAGGUAGAGCCGUCUGUCGUAUCCCGUCUAUGAGCUUCUUGCAAGACCGCGUGGAGAUGGCUCGCCGUCUGGGCGCAAGUCAAGACAACGAUGGUGCCUUUCACCUGCCCAGGGAGUGCAAGACGUACUAUCUCCUGAACCCCAGUGGCGAUCUAGCAAAGUCUCAGAAGCGCUUCGAGGGCUACCUUCGCUCCAUUCCCAAUUCGCGCGGAUUGAUAGGAAAGGCUCCCGGGCCAAACGAGUACCUCGAUGCCCUUGGCAGUCAUUCCCUCGUCCUCUACUUCGGUCACUCGGGAGGAGAGCAGUACGUCAAGACGACGCGACUGCGCGCUCUGCAACGCUGCGCGGUAACAAUGCUCUGGGGUUGUUCCAGUGCAGUGCUCCGUGAUCAGGGCGAAUAUGACCGGACGGGCACACCACACAACUACAUGAUCGCCGGCGCACCUGCCGUGGUGGGCCAGCUGUUCGAUGCUACGGACAAGGAGCUAGACUGUCUCUCCGAAUCCGUUCUGCUGCACUUGGGCCUCAAGGGGGAGCCUUCCGAGGACUUGAAGGCGGCAAUGAAGUCCUCAAAGGCGAGGUUCGACAAAAUGUCUUUGGCUAGGGCGGUUGCGGAGAGUAGAGAUUGCUGUAGAUUACCAUACCUUACCGGUAGCGCGCCAGUCGUGUAUGGUGUGCCGGUGUACUUUGACAGAGACUGA
Microstroma glucosiphilum is the source of this 1782-nucleotide messenger RNA. RefSeq lists its product as hypothetical. The record is from RefSeq and is a predicted model, not a curated record. Gene Ontology annotation, biological process: meiotic chromosome separation; proteolysis. Bases 1 to 1782 code for a protein of 593 amino acids. NCBI's taxonomy places the organism in Eukaryota, Fungi, Basidiomycota, Exobasidiomycetes, Microstromatales, Microstromataceae. The transcript is spliced from 2 exons. Gene Ontology annotation, molecular function: cysteine-type endopeptidase activity. Gene Ontology annotation, cellular component: nucleus; mitotic spindle; mitotic spindle pole body.